AACCCCCCUCCCUAUAUCUCACACCUUCUCCAUCUUUAAUCUCUUCUUCUUCCCAAUUUUUAAAUUUCGAAAUCACCCCAUCUCUUUUCAACAUGAAUCCUUCCGACUCCGGCUUCUUUCCCUACAAUCUCGCGCAAGCGACACCGCGAUGUGGUAUUACCAAGAGUUGGGCGAUCGACCGCCGAUGUACGAGACGCAACAAUCAGGGUACGUCGACCGAGAUUCGGUUCCGGAGACUCAACCGGAACCGUCCAGGUCGAAAAAAUGGCAACAAAUCAACAAUCCCGACGGCGGAUCGUUCCGGAAAAGUUCCACCGUCGACGCCGAGGUUGAGGUCGACGAGACUAUCGGUUCUACCGAUCAAAUCCCUCCAUUCAACGUUGCAGAUUCCGAUGACGAGGACCCCAUUCCACGGCCAAUCGGAAGAAAGAAGGCAAAAUCCAUUGCCUAUGGUUCGGGAGGGUCCGCCUCUGUUUCCGCUUCUUCCCGCGACGAAAUCGGGCGGGCAAUGGUUGAACAACUUCGGGCGUUCAAUCUCCAAGAACAAGAGAGGUUAAAGCUAAAGGAGAAGGAGUUGAAGCUAAAGGAGCAGGAGGCCGAGAUGAAAGUCAUGCAAACCGACCUCGGGACAAUCACGAGUUUCCAAAUCUCAUAUCCUCUUCACGAUCUCCUCGAGCUUAUGCACGAUAUUCUUGAAGCCAACCAAAGCCAACUGCGGUUUCUUCAUCCCUUAUUGCGACUGAUCUUCCCCAUUUUAGACCAAUCCAUCGAUUUUAUCCUUUCUCCUUUCAUACGAAUAUCGGAUUUCUACUAUCUCUGUGUUGGUUUUUCUCAACCACGUCUCUAUGCAAAUUUGACACUGUUCUCCAUUGAUGGAUGCAAGCCGCAGAAGACCCUUCGAGAUAAUGAAUCUCUUCAGCUCCUCCUCUUCAAUACUCACCUAUCUGAGAAAAAGUGGAUGACAUCGUUAUGGUGGAUGGACUGCUGCUUGAGGCCAGCUGAUUUGAAAAACUAUAGGUUGAUCAGUGGAAGAACUGCCAAUCUGAAAGGGCUUUGGUGAAAUCCUCUCUUUCACAGGCAUGGGCUUGACAUAAUUUUCUUGCGAUUUUACUUUUCUCAUUACCUGUGCAAUACAUAUUCUUAGUGCCAUACUCACCUCUUAAUGAUUAUUCUUUUUGGGCCAAGCAAGUAAUAAGCCACGCACAACAUGAAAAACAAAUCAAUUUGAAUUUU
Cuscuta campestris is the source of this 1233-nucleotide messenger RNA. The record is from the annotation of a GenBank genome assembly. Lineage: Eukaryota; Viridiplantae; Streptophyta; Magnoliopsida; Solanales; Convolvulaceae.